CAGUUUGACUAGUCAGCAGUCAUUGCAUUCUCAAAUAUAAAAACAAAGGACAAAUCUGACGAUUAACCCAGACAGGAUGGUCGAUUUUCUCAGUUUGUGAUUGGCCAACGGAGGACGACAUUCAGCAGUCAGUAGCUUGCGAUCCGCGAAGCGCAGAAUGUCUCGCCGGCGUUUAGAGGAGGCCAUCCUUAAAUCCAGAGAGUUGGGAAGCUCUGACGGCGAGGAGAGUGAGAAGUACUCGGAGCUUUACGUGAGACAUCGAGUUCAGCUUGCUAAAGAUGCUCACAGCAUUUACAGUUUGCGUUUCUCACCCAGCGGGAAGCAGCUCUCUGUGGGCUUUGGAAAUGGCGCCAUUCAGAUUUUAAAUGUAGAAGACGGACAAGUCGAUAGUACAUUGUAUUCCGGGAGCCUCAAAAGGCUUCCGAUCACUGCCCUGCAUUAUCACCCCAGGAGUGAGAACCUGCUGGUUGCGGCUGGAGCUGACGGACUGGUCUCCAUUUAUGAUAUCAAGUCAGAAAUCAAUGUCUUCUCACUAACGGAACCGGAGAAUGAAAUAAAUGCUCUGGAUUUCUGCAUGGAUGGCAGUGUGUACGCCACAGCGGGAAAGGACAGGAAAGUCCGACUAUAUGACAGUCACACUAACGAGGUUUUAAACAUCUUCGAAGCACCAGAAUUUUUGUACGGUGACGCUGUUCCAUUUACAAGUGGCCACACUCGAAGGAUCUUUGCCUUAAAGUUUCACCCGUCAGAAUACCACAUUUUCCUGACUGGCGGCUGGGACGAUUCUAUUAAGGUUUGGGACAAGAGAAUGGCAAAGGAGGCACGGAGAGUAAUAGAUGGUCCUCACAUAUGUGGCCCUGGGAUUGAUAUUAAGGACAACAAGAUAAUAACGGCGUCAUGGGUGGCACGCAACGCUCUCAAGCUCUGGGAUUUUCGGACGGGCAAUCAUUUACACGAUUUGCCAUUCCCAACAACUGCAAUGCAGGGAGAGUUUCUCUACGCCGCCAAGUUCUGCACUGACAGUAUUGUCUUCGCUGGAGGAAGUGGCACAUGUACUGCCUGUGCCAUCAAUCUCAACACACAAGAUAUUCUCGGGGACAUUUCGCUGCUGAAUAAGCCGGUUCAGACGGUGGAUGCUGCCUGCGGUGACCGUCUUGUGGCCGUGGCUGGUGUGGCGGGGAACCUUCACAUUGCCGAGCUGUGUUAAACGUGCGACAAAGGAUGGUGUCUUACUGGACAAUAAGCCCAUCAACACGUGUUUCCCAUUUAUAUAUUGCUAUUCGAAUUUCAUGAAAAUGCAUGUUUCAGUGCACGGAAUUUCAGUGUUAAUUCCAUGUAGAAUUAAAGCAGAUGUCGGAGGCUUCUGAUAAACUAUAAAUCCCAUGAUCCUCUGGCAGGUGUAACAAUGACAUACAGACCAGAGAGAAUCAUGGGAUUUGUAGUUCACACAGAUUGCCAACACAUGUAUUGCCUGUUUGUUGCUUAGCCCGGGGCCCUCAGUCAGCCAUUGCUCUAAACCAUUUGCAUCUUUCAGUCCAAAAAUAAAUUAUUAGUAUUUGUC
Pelobates fuscus (common spadefoot toad) is the source of this 1561-nucleotide messenger RNA. RefSeq names its product POC1 centriolar protein homolog A-like. Lineage: Eukaryota; Metazoa; Chordata; Amphibia; Anura; Pelobatidae. The record is from RefSeq and is a predicted model, not a curated record. Gene Ontology annotation, molecular function: protein binding. The transcript is spliced from 8 exons. The coding region runs from base 158 to 1207 and encodes 349 amino acids.